Saprolegnia parasitica CBS 223.65 is the source of this 393-nucleotide messenger RNA. RefSeq lists its product as hypothetical. The transcript is spliced from 4 exons. The record is from RefSeq and is a predicted model, not a curated record. NCBI's taxonomy places the organism in Eukaryota, Oomycota, Saprolegniomycetes, Saprolegniales, Saprolegniaceae. The coding region runs from base 1 to 387 and encodes 128 amino acids.
AUGUGGCGUACAAGCAUCUUCACCGCGCUCGUUGGUGGCGCGCUCGCGGCGGUGCUCACACGCGAAGAAUGCACAUCGCUGGGGCUCGAUGCGGCGGCCAUUGACUGCGACAGCUGCCGCGACGAUGCCGCGACGCGCGGCGACUGCCUCGAGUGCUGCACGCCACGAACAACCUAUGCGUCGGCGCAGCUCUGCAACCAUGGCCAAUGGUCGCUGCCUGGCUUCUCGGUGCAGUACGAACACGGCCAAAAGCCUCAAGUGCUCUUCUACGACAGCGCGGGUGCCAUGCAAACCAAAGUCGAGGUCGAAUCCUGGAAGGAGAGCUCUAUCCGCGAUUACGUGGCACUCCUUCUCGCGCCGAAUCGCGCCGAUCGCGACGAGCUCUAGACCCUG